Amoebophrya sp. A120 is the source of this 569-nucleotide messenger RNA. Lineage: Eukaryota; Dinophyceae; Syndiniales; Amoebophryaceae. The record is from the annotation of a GenBank genome assembly.
CGAAAAACGAAACGCGCGACAUCAUGCGCACGACGUCGGUUGUGGAGGAGGCGUUUUUGCACGGCCCGAUCUUCGACGACGAGGCUUUAUUCGAAACGGAUUUGGCCAACGUCGCGCUGCUCGGCGAGAUCGAAACUGGUCUGGAGCAAGUGGAGGUGGACCCACACGACGAAGCAUCUAACAAACAGGAUGCCGGGCCGGGUUCCGUUACUAGCAGGUCAACAUCAUCGUCCACCAAAGAGCCUCUCGUGCACCAGGAGAUACUUAACACAUCGCCGCUCACACCGAUGUCGCAUUGGCGUCAGGUCUUGUUCUUCUUGGACCACGGACCCGCAAGGGCAAGCCUGGCCUUGCCGGAGAAGACCUUGAUCAGGGGAAGUUUUUCUUUGCGGAAAUUUUACGAGAACAACUACCGCGAUCUGGUCAUAGACAUCGAGUAUGAAGUUAGUGGCGUUGAGGUGGAGAAGUUAGAGGAGGAUGUUGUUCGUAAGCGAAGUCAGCAGUUUUUUCUGCGAUAAAAUGUUUUAGCGACUGGCCGUGGUCAAUUCGACUAAGGAUGAUCGAUUAUG